Molecule: messenger RNA, 879 nt
Organism: Parnassius apollo (apollo)
Lineage: Eukaryota; Metazoa; Arthropoda; Insecta; Lepidoptera; Papilionidae
Source: the annotation of a GenBank genome assembly
AUGGCUGCCCAAGUCCAUAUGACGGAUAGCGACAUAGCAAGAAUUUUAGAGUUUGAUGGCAAUGAUUCUACCGUUGAAGGCCUUUCUGACGAUGACUUCGAAGGCAGUCAAGAUCUUGAACCACGCCUGGAAGAGCUGGAGGAUGAAGGUUCAAACGACGACUCGAGCGAUGAUGAUGUACCAUUGGCUGCUGUUGCUGCUCGUCAGACUUCAAGUCGUCGACUAUAUUUCAAGCAUGAAAAUGAUUUCACUCCAUAUCUACCAGGCAUGUACUGUCAACCUUUAGCUGCAAGUCGCGUUAAUUUGUUACAAGAACCAAUUGAAUAUUUUUUGAGAUAUAUUCCUGAAGUAAUGUUUGAAAUAAUAAGUAAUUAUUCAAACCAGACAUACUUAUUGAAGAAAGGUCAAAAUCUGAACACAACUAAGGAAGAAAUUAAAUUGUUUUUUGGCAUAUCUAUAGCUAUGAGUUAUUUGGGCUUGCCAAGGAUUAGAAUGUAUUGGGCAAACAGGACAAGGGUUGCAAUGAUAGCAGACCACAUGACUAGAGACCGUUAUUUUAAAAUUCGGACAAAUUUGAAACUUGUAAAUGAUCUUGAGGUGGAUGAAGCAUCCAAGCAAAAUAAAUUCUGGAAAGUUAACCCUUUGAUCAAAACUGUGAGAAAAGCUUGCCUAGAAACUUCCAGAUCUCAACAUAUUAGUGUAGAUGAGCAGAUGAUACCCUUUUGGGGUCAAGUAUCAAUGCGGCAGUUCAUAAGAGGAAAACCAAACCCCUGUGGUUUAAAAAACUUCGUGUGCACUACUCCAGAUGGUGUGCUUUUAUACUUCUUCAUGUAUGAGGGCAAAGGAGAUACAAUACUCACAACCAAUGAAGUUAUCUGA